Patiria miniata (bat star) is the source of this 447-nucleotide messenger RNA. RefSeq names its product hepatic lectin-like. The record is from RefSeq and is a predicted model, not a curated record. The transcript is spliced from 2 exons. NCBI's taxonomy places the organism in Eukaryota, Metazoa, Echinodermata, Asteroidea, Valvatida, Asterinidae. Bases 1 to 447 code for a protein of 148 amino acids.
AUGGUUUACACUGGUGGUAUGAUGUGUAAGCCCUCCAUUGGUGGUCGUAGAGGGGCGUGUCCUUCUACUUGGAUCCAGUGGGGUGGCAAAUGUUACAAAGCCGCCAUGAAGCCUCUGACUUGGUCUGAGGCAAAAGAUGAGUGCACCAAGAUGGGAAGUGUCUUGGUCGUGCCACAGUCUCAGGAGGAAGCUGAUUUCCUCCUGCUGCUAGAGCCAAUUCCAUCCGAGUUUUGGAUCAAUUGCAGCGAUCUCGAGGAAGGUACAUGGAAGUGUCAGGAUGGAACUGACGAAGUGGAAUUCAGGAAUUGGGCAGACAAGCAACCCGAUUACGCGAAUUCUAAUGAGCACUGCGCUGAGGUAUGGCCAGAAGGGAAAUGGAAUGACUUGCCAUGCCAUUACCCACGCCUUGGCAUAUGCGUCCGACCUGCACCACAGCUGUACUUUUAA